Messenger RNA from Aspergillus vadensis CBS 113365, 750 nucleotides. RefSeq lists its product as uncharacterized. The coding region runs from base 163 to 750 and encodes 195 amino acids. The transcript is spliced from 2 exons. The record is from RefSeq and is a predicted model, not a curated record. Lineage: Eukaryota; Fungi; Ascomycota; Eurotiomycetes; Eurotiales; Aspergillaceae.
AAAAAACCCCGCACGAGCCCAUCACCCAAACAAAACAAUCCUGACGACAGGACCACAUUCCAUCAUGCGAUAAGAAAUACUAACAAUCUCUUUCAUGUUCAACGUAACCAAUCCAUCCAUCCAUCCAUCCAUCCAUCCUACAAACCAACACCUAAAUAUCAAAUGGACCAGAUAACAAACACCUCCACCUUCACCUCUCAAACAACCGACCCCCUCUUCUACCUCUGCUGGCGACGACAAUCAUGCAAUACCUGCCUGAAAGGCGAUAUUCCCUGUAGUUGGUGCGCAGUGUCCUCAACCUGCGUCCCCAACCCAUCCCUCCUACCCAUCCUCUCCCCGCUGCACUCAUCGCAGAUCUGCCCGCUCGGGUCCAAAGAGCGGUGGGAACUCCGCGCAAUACCCUUCGGGUGCCAUGUGAGCACGAUUACGUUUCUUACGGGCGUGGUGGGGGUGCUGGGUACGUUGGCUGUGCUAGGGUUGAUUGCUUUGGGGGUUUGGGUUGUGAAAGGGGUACGGAGGAGGGGUGGGUGGAAGGGGUUACCGGUUGUAUUUGGGAAUGGGGAUGGGGAUGGGAAUGGCAAUUGGGGGGCUGUGGUGUUUCCGCGGUGGGGUGGUAGGAGGGGGAGGGAUGGGGGUGGUACUAUACUUGGAGGAGAGGAUGAGGAGGGGGCGGGAGGGGGAAGGAGGGUUGGUGGUGAUGGAGGUGAUGGUGGGGAGGAUGAGAGGAGGCCGUUGUUGGGGGGUGGGUGA